GCAGACAUACGCUCUUGUGUCAUGCUGCAUUUAUUCUGAUGGAGAACUGGAACAACCAAUCUCUUCUGGCUUGUUCCAAUCUGUACUGCAAUCUUAAAUGCGAGGUUAAAGACUUAAGAUAAGAGGUUACGCGCGUUUAAAUAGAAUCUCUGAUCUAUGGUGCACGAUUUGUCGUUUUGUGUAGUUUCACAAUUAACUCAGUGUGCGAAGUUUUUGUUAGGACCUUUCCAUCUGUGCAGACCAUAACACGAAGGAAGCGGAAAUUAACAGCCCGCUUGCUUUUCCCGGAGCCACUCCGGAGUCGGGAAAAUUAACUGCAACAGUAAAUCGUAUAACAUGAUUUUACUGUUGUUAAAAUACAGAAUUUUCAUUUAGUUUCACUUUAUUUCACUGCGUAAGGAGGAUCGAAGAGGGAGAGAUCUGCACCCUGAUGCGCUGGGUUGACAGCACCCAGACAAGGAAGAUCUGUCACUCCACAGUCAGCAGUGACAAGGACAGAUAUUGGACUGAAUCAGAUCAGUCAGGACUGUUAUUCUGCCUGUAGAAGCACUUCCUUCUGGAGCUUUAUAUCUGUCUCGUGUCCACACAGUCCAUGCCAUGGAGGCAUUAGCUAAAUACGAUUUCAAAGCUACUGCGGAUGAUGAAUUAAGUUUCAAGCGAGGAGAGAUUUUAAAGGUUUUAAAUGAAGAAUGUGACCAGAACUGGUACAAGGCAGAACUCAAUGGAAAAGAAGGAUUCAUCCCUAAAAAUUACAUAGAAAUGAAGCCACACCCCUGGUUUUAUGGGAAGAUUCCCCGUGCAAAGGCAGAAGAAAUGUUAAAUAAACAGAGACACGAUGGAGCUUUUCUCAUUCGAGAGAGUGAGAGUGCACCUGGAGACUUCUCGCUGUCUGUCAAAUUUGGGAAUGAUGUCCAGCACUUCAAAGUCUUACGGGAUGGAGCAGGAAAAUACUUCUUGUGGGUGGUCAAAUUUAACUCAUUAAACUCUUUAGUGGAUUAUCAUCGGUCCACUUCUGUGUCCAGGAAUCAGCCCAUUUUUCUCAGGGACAUUGAACAGGUACCACAGCAUUCCACAUAUGUUCAAGCUUUGUUUGACUUCGACCCUCAAGAGGAUGGAGAGCUGGGUUUCAGGCGUGGAGAUUUUAUCCAUGUCCUGGACAACUCGGAUCCUAAUUGGUGGAAAGGGGCUUGUCAUGGACAGACCGGAAUGUUCCCUCGCAAUUAUGUCACACCUGUCAAUCAAAACAUGUAACUUUCAUAGAAAAUGUUUGCUUGCUUAAAGCACCUGUGGACUUCCAGCUGCGUUGCCAUGGAAACAGAAACCGCAGAUUGAUGGAGAAAAAAGGCUCAGUUGGUGAUAUGGUUGUCGAUUUGCGGAAAAAUAAAGACUGUGCUGUUUGGAGUGGUUGACAGUUUAAGAAGCACUACUGGCUGUGUGAGGAAAAACGCUCCAGACUGAUAUUCAUGUACUGUGUAUCACAUCAACUUUGCUUCUUAUGCAACUUUAUUUCAUGUUAUAAGACAUCAGCUAUAUAAACAAA
Carassius carassius (crucian carp) is the source of this 1540-nucleotide messenger RNA. Its product is annotated as growth factor receptor-bound protein 2-like. Gene Ontology annotation, molecular function: protein binding. NCBI's taxonomy places the organism in Eukaryota, Metazoa, Chordata, Actinopteri, Cypriniformes, Cyprinidae. The transcript has 6 exons. The record is from RefSeq and is a predicted model, not a curated record. The coding region runs from base 598 to 1251 and encodes 217 amino acids.